Sphenostylis stenocarpa is the source of this 396-nucleotide messenger RNA. NCBI's taxonomy places the organism in Eukaryota, Viridiplantae, Streptophyta, Magnoliopsida, Fabales, Fabaceae. The record is from the annotation of a GenBank genome assembly.
AUGAAAGUCGCCAUCACAAACCUCUCUUCUCUUCGUUCUUCUGUGCCAAAGUUCUUGACAAAGUUUGAUAAUGGGAUUCACCUUUACGAAGAAAAGGAGUGGUGGAGUGUGAAAGAAAUGGGAGACAAGCAUGGUUGGAUGGCAGGCGUGGGAGUGAUAAGUGAGUGUGGAAAGUACAGAAUCGCGCAAGCGGCGCAUAGACACAACGCAACGCAAGAUUGGCAACACAGCAGCAGCAUGCAACAGUCCCACAGCACCCGAGAAACUGAGCAGAACAAGUUCCAUUCCUAUAAUAAUCUUGAGAGGGGUGUAUCGGUGUUGGGAUCUGGCGGUGCUUUUGUCUCACCUUGUGUUUCCACAACUGUCAUUCAGUUUCACUGUUUCAGGAAUAGGUGA